Tympanuchus pallidicinctus (lesser prairie-chicken) is the source of this 4743-nucleotide messenger RNA. It is a transcript of the gene SLC26A2, whose product is annotated as solute carrier family 26 member 2. Gene Ontology annotation, biological process: transmembrane transport. Gene Ontology annotation, cellular component: membrane. Lineage: Eukaryota; Metazoa; Chordata; Aves; Galliformes; Phasianidae. The transcript is spliced from 4 exons. The record is from RefSeq and is a predicted model, not a curated record. Bases 467 to 2614 code for a protein of 715 amino acids. Gene Ontology annotation, molecular function: oxalate transmembrane transporter activity; secondary active sulfate transmembrane transporter activity; chloride transmembrane transporter activity.
GCCGGGCGGAGCCGGGCGGAGCGGGGCGGUCGAAGCGGGGCUCGCGGUGUGAACUUGGUGCGAGCCUCGCUGUCAGCGCGGUUCUGCGGUGGGCUCGGCGUUCCGCGGCCCGUUUUUGCGGAGGGUCUUCGACUGCGGUGUUUCGAGCCGGCAGGAAAGAAAAAAACGAAAGUGGCGAAGCCGAGAGCGCGCGGCGUGAGCUGGGGGGAGCGGCGGAGCGAAGUGAGCUGUUCGCAGGGAAGCGCCGUUCGGAUCCAGAGGGUGGCACUGGAUUUACAUAAACCGAUCCGUUUCCUUAUCCUGGAUACUUCAACGCCUGCUGUCAUUCUAAACGAUACGCUCUCCGCGAACACUGCGGUUUCAGGAGUAUAAAAAGUGGUGUUCGUGCCUCUUGCACUCGUGUGUUCAUACACCGGUUUUUGAGUGCGUGCCUGAAACUUCUCGUGUCCGGCAGGGAGCCCUUGAGAUGACAGCCAUGGCAGAAUUCAACAACGUUCAGGCAGUGUCUGAAAUGCCAGAAGAAGGUGAAGCUAAACGUGGCUUCUAUCACAGAAUGUUUUUGGAACCUCAGGAGGAGAAGAGGAACCUGAAGGCUCUGAUGGUUAAACAAGUGAAGAAAACUUGCAGCUGCACUCCAGCGAAAGUUAAAGACUGUGCUUUGAGUUUCUUUCCCAUCGUGCAGUGGCUUCCUAAGUACAAUCCAAAAGAGUGCUUACUGGGAGACAUAAUGUCUGGUGUGAUUGUGGGGGUCUUGCUAGUCCCACAGUCAAUUGCUUAUUCUCUCUUGGCUGGGCAGGAGCCUAUUUAUGGCCUUUAUACGUCCUUCUUUGCAGGCAUUAUUUAUUGCAUAUUUGGAACCUCUCGCCACAUCUCUGUUGGUAUCUUUGGUGCGCUCUGCCUGAUGGUGGGACAAGUGGUGGAUCGUGAGGUGCUGAGAGCCGGCUAUGAGUUGGAGCCAGCUGCUCUCAGUGACCGCAUGGAUACAGCAGUGCACGUGAACUCCACCGCUGCGCCUGUGAACCAGACAUUACAGAAGCUGCUCUGUGAUAAAACCUGCUACGCAAUAAAAGUGGGAGCCACCAUGACCUUCAUAGCUGGCGUUUAUCAGGUGGCCAUGGGUUUCUUUCAAGUGGGCUUUGUCUCAGUGUACCUCUCCGAUUCAUUGCUCAGCGGAUUUGUCACAGGUGCCUCCUUUACCAUCCUGACGUCCCAGGCUAAGUACCUCCUGGGUCUGGACAUUCCACGGAGCAGUGGCGUCGGCUCCCUCAUAACCACGUGGAUAAACAUCUUCAGAAACAUACACAAGACUAACAUGUGUGAUGUCAUCACCAGCUUUUUGUGCUUUCUUGUUCUUAUCCCAACUAAGGAACUUAAUGAACAUUUUAAAUCCAGGCUCAAGGCUCCAAUUCCAGUUGAAUUAGUUGUGGUUGUGGCAGCUACUCUGGCAUCUCACUUAGGGAAGCUGAAAGAAACCUAUGGCUCAAGUGUUGCUGGGCACAUCCCAACUGGCUUUCUACCACCCAGCCCUCCUGACUGGAACCUGAUUCCUAACGUGGCAUUGGAUGCUAUCCCCAUCGCUGUCAUUGGCUUUGCCAUCACUGUUUCCCUCUCAGAAAUGUUUGCCAAGAAGCAUGGUUACACCGUGAAGGCCAACCAGGAAAUGUAUGCCAUUGGCUUCUGCAACAUCAUUCCCUCUUUCUUCCACUGCUUCACAACAAGUGCAGCUCUUGCUAAGACUCUUAUUAAAGAGUCAACAGGCUGUAGAACACAGGUUUCUGGCGUUGUGACUAGUUUGUUAAUCCUAAUAGUCCUCCUUGUGAUUGCACCUUUGUUUUAUUCCCUUCAGAAAUGUGUCCUUGCUGUCAUAACCAUUGUAAACCUCAGAGGUGCCCUGCGGAAGUUCAGAGACCUGCCAAAAAUGUGGCAUUUGAGCAGGGUGGACACGGUGAUCUGGCUAGUUACUAUGGUGUCCUCAGCACUCAUCAGUACUGAGAUUGGUCUUCUGAUCGGUGUUUGUUUCUCUAUGCUUUGUGUCAUUUUUCGAACUCAGAAGCCAGAGGCGCCAUUGCUUGGCUGGGUGGCAGAGUCUGAAACAUAUGAGUCCCUGUCUGCUUAUAAGAACUUAGAAACUAAGCCAGGAGUUGUGGUGCUGCGUUUUGAAGCACCCCUCUACUACAUCAACAAAGACUGCUUCAAAUCCGCACUGUAUAAGCAAACUGGAGUCAACCCAGCCUUGGUGAAGGCAGCAAAGAAAAAGGCAGCAAAAAGAAUGCUUAGAGAGAAGGAAGCGGGUUCUGGUGGCAGCCAGACCAAUGUUUCCAUGGAGCUUGUGUCCGAGCCGUUGGGGUUUCACACAAUAGUGAUUGACUGUUGUGCAGUACAGUUUCUGGACACAGCAGGAAUACGCACGCUCAAAGAGGUCUGCAAGGACUACAGUGAGAUAGAUGUCCAGGUGCUGCUGGCACAGUGCAAUCCUUCGGUGAGGAGUUCCCUAAUGCGGGGAGAAUUCUUCAAAGAGGGGGAGGACCAUCUUCUCUUCCACAGUGUGCAUCAGGCCGUGGACUUUGCACUGGGUGCACAGGAGCACAGCAGGACCUGUGCUUCUAAGAACUAGUUGGAACAAAGCCUGGAAAAAAUGAGCACUGCUUUAUGUAUGGAACUGAGUGAAUGCAUCUCUUAAGUUUUUCAUAAUCUGUAUACGAACCAAAGAGUUUCAUAUGAACAUUCAUCUCAUUUCUCUUCUGUCAUCAACUUCCCAUUUCUUAAUUCCCCUCUGUUUUGGUCAUCAGCAUGGAGGUCUUUCUGAAUGAGACAGGCUUUAGAAGCAUUCUAGGCUACCCAUCUAGCUGAAUGCUACAAGGCAACUCAUUUCUUGUUCCCAGUUGAGAAAUUGCUUUUUCAUAUCAUCACAGCCCUAUAUUUUUAAGGAAUGACUGACAGGUACUGUUCAUUCUGUUUUUUAUCACACUGUGAUUGGUUGGUUGUAUUAGGACAGAGAGAUAAGGAAAAUCAUGCAACAAAAAAGUCCUAAUGCAUAGCUUGUAACUUACCUGUCACCUCUGGACGAUGCUUUGUCAUCGUGUGUUGACAGCCAAAUGCAGCUGUAUGAGCAGGGGCAGGGUUAUCUAAUUUCUGUGCAGUCCCUUACGAGCCAGGAAAGAUUGCUCUUUUGCUUUAAUCUCUUUGGAUAAUCUCUCUGGAAGUAUUUUUAUUUGGACAUGAUUGAUUAGAAGUCUGAUUCAUACUUACGGUCAAUUGCUUGUUUUGUUAGUAUUUAGGAGUGCUUUAGGAUUGUGGACAUUAGAUAUGAAAGAUCUCCAAUUCGUGGGUUGCAACACAAUACAAGCCAGUUUUACUUGCCAUACUGACAGAACCACAGAUAGCACACAGAAUGAAAAGGGCCCCACAGAUUAUCCAGCAUCUGGCCAAAUCUGCCUGUGCCAUGCAGACUUCCUGUGUGAAUGCAGGUUUUAUUGACCAUAAACCCUUUACAUAUGCUCAGUCAUGAGUCUUUUGUAAUGGAGAUGUUGGCCAAGAAGAGAGGGAAUCAGAAAAAGAGCCAGAAAGAAAUGUGCUGAAAGCUCUUCACCACCUUGGUGUAAAUAAAACUUUGUACUCUGCUGUUAAGUUAUGCAGAACAGUGAAAAGUCCCUAUUGUUCAUGUCGAAAUAAAGGCACUGGAUAGGAAGUCGUUCUUUGUUCUUACAGCAAUAGAAUACAAUUAUGAAAGCAUAAUUGAAAGAUUAACUUUUCUUUACUGACUGCCAGGGGAGUUCAUAGUCUGAACUGCAGUUUCUGGACAGCUUUUAAGAGGGAAGAGGUGUUGUAUAUGACAGUAAGCUCAUCCUUAAUCAUUCAAAAAUGAGUCAGGAAUCAGAAAAGUAAGCAAAUGCAAUGUAAAUCAUGAAACAUUUUGUAAAUGGAAAUACAUUUUCCAUUUAGGAUGAUUUUAUUUUUCUGAGCAAUUAGGAACUUUCCCCUCAUUUCGGUGAAAGCUGAAAUGUCACACGGCGCUUCAGUCUAGGAGCUGAGAGCUCAAGAGAAAGGACAGAAGGAAGUUAAGUCCCAGGACCUGGCAACGUUUAUAUGCUAGGUGAACUUAGUACAUUUUUUAGGACAUCAUAGGAGUGUAUAAGAACAUUUAGGGAGUGGACAGGGUGGAUGCUGCAUGUAUGGAAAAGGAUCACAUAACUGAGAUCCUUGAAUUGGACUUAGGAAGGCAACAGAAACUUCAAACAUCAGAGAUUCUAAAGCUUCUGCAGCGUUCAAAAAACCACAAAUAAUUUAGCCUUAAGGCAUGUUUAUACAAGGAGAUGAAUCCCAAAUAGCUACUGCUGAUUUUUUUUUUCUUUUCUACAUAAACUUUCAUUCUGUGCUAAGAAUCCCUUUUGCGCUUUGGGUAAUUGCAGGGACCAAGUUUGUGUUGUCAAAGAGGGAGCAGCUCCAGCAGCCGGGAUCCUGCCACAGGACAGCUUUCAGCUCUAAACAAAAUUGCCCAUGCCAUUUAUUCAUUUUCACCGCGUUGCCCCUCAGGCAUGGGCAGCUCAGGGGAAUGAGCUGCUCUGAUGGUCCUGCAGACUUCCUCCUGGGCAGGGAUGGAAGCGCGGUAGAAGGUGCUGUGGUGAAUCUUUCCUGUCUGCACUCCUGACUUCUACCCUUUCCACGCUGCCCAGGAGAGGAUUUUUUGAUUUGUGACAAUGCGCAGUGAUAACAGAAGAAGAAAAUAAAAAAGUAUUUAUUAAA